Messenger RNA from Macroventuria anomochaeta, 708 nucleotides. RefSeq lists its product as uncharacterized. Bases 1 to 708 code for a protein of 235 amino acids. The transcript has 2 exons. NCBI's taxonomy places the organism in Eukaryota, Fungi, Ascomycota, Dothideomycetes, Pleosporales, Didymellaceae. The record is from RefSeq and is a predicted model, not a curated record.
AUGCUUGGCCAGACUCCUCUUUUCGCGCUUGCGCUUGCGCCUCUCGCCGUUGCUCAGAUCUCGGAGGGAUUUGAGUCAGGGUGGAACCAAUCUACUUGGACGACAUACGCGCCUGACUGCAACCAAGGUGGAAAGAUCGCGUUGGACACCACGACUGCCCACACAGGCAAGAACUCCAUCAGGGUCGAUGGCGCUGGUGGCUAUUGCGGCCACGUCUUCGUAGGCACAAACAAGGUGCCUACUGGUGAUACCUACGUCAGAACGUACUUCAAAGCUGCGAAGGCGUUCACCGACUCCCACGUUACCUUCAUCACUCAUCCAGACCCAGCCCAAGGUACCAACAAGCACCUGCGCAUUGGUGGCCAGUCAAAGAUCCUGAUGUACAAUCGCGAAUCUGAUGAUGCAACUCUUCCGGACCUCUCACCUCAAGGCAUUGCAUCAUCCGUCUCCAUCCCAGUUAACACCUGGUGCUGCCUCGAGUACCACAUCGGCACCGACGGAAGCAUUGAGACUUGGUUCAAUGGCACUGCUAUCGCAGGAUUGACGUCCAAGCCAGGGGUGAGCAACCCAAAUGCUGCGCAGUGGCAAAGGAGCAGUAUAAAGCCGAAGCCAAUUGGAGUAUACUUUGGCUGGGAGAGCUACGGUGGCGAUACUAACACCUUCUGGUACGAUGACAUCGUAGUCAGCAACAAAAAGAUCGGUUGCUAG